Messenger RNA from Anoplopoma fimbria (sablefish), 2560 nucleotides. RefSeq names its product sodium-dependent neutral amino acid transporter B(0)AT1-like. Gene Ontology annotation, cellular component: membrane. The record is from RefSeq and is a predicted model, not a curated record. NCBI's taxonomy places the organism in Eukaryota, Metazoa, Chordata, Actinopteri, Perciformes, Anoplopomatidae. Gene Ontology annotation, biological process: sodium ion transmembrane transport. The transcript has 12 exons. Bases 169 to 2073 code for a protein of 634 amino acids.
CUCCGAGAGAGACGGUACACGGAUAAUCAGUAACCACAGAGGAACUGAGAGAGGACGCAUCGCCUCGCUCGCAGGAAAGUAGCAAAACCAAAAAGUGGUUACCAAAGGGAGACUCAACAGCUACAUUUUCCAAUUUCUGAGUCCAGUGAAGUUCACAGGGGAGCCAUCAUGAAGCUGAAGCUGCCAAACCCAGGACUGGAUGACCGGAUCCCCUCUCACGCGGACCUGGAGAGGAUGGAGAAUGAGGAGGCUGGGGACAGGCCAAAAUGGGACAACAAAGCCCAGUAUCUGCUCACCUGUGUGGGCUUCUGUGUUGGACUUGGCAACGUCUGGAGGUUCCCUUACCUGUGUCAAAGCCAUGGAGGAGGUGCGUUUAUGAUUCCAUUCCUCAUCCUGCUCGUCCUGGAGGGCAUCCCACUGCUGCACCUGGAGUUUGCCAUCGGUCAGCGCCUGAGAAAGGGCAGUGUGGGAGUGUGGAGCUCUAUCAGUCCAUAUUUGACUGGAGUUGGUAUUGCGUCCAUGUUUGUCUCUUUUUUGGUGGGUAUGUACUACAACACCAUCAUGGCCUGGAUCAUGUGGUAUCUCUUCAACUCCUUUCAAGAUCCUCUGCCUUGGAGUCACUGUCCUCUCAAUGCAAACAGGACAGGUCUGGUGGAGGAAUGUGCUCAGAGCAGCACUGUGGACUACUUCUGGUACAGAGAGACCCUAAACACUUCAACAGCUAUUGAUGAUGCCGGCAGCCCACAGUGGUGGAUGGUUCUAGCCCUGGUGGCUGCUUGGACUGUGCUCUAUGUCUGCUGCAUCCGGGGCAUUGAGACCACUGGAAAGGCUGUGUACGUCACCUCCACCCUUCCAUACUUUGUGCUCACCAUCUUCCUCAUCAGAGGACUGACUCUGAAAGGUUCUUUAGAGGGGGUCAAGUUCCUAUUCACACCAGAUGUAAAUGAGUUAAUGAAUCCAACAACCUGGUUGGAUGCAGGCGCUCAAGUUUUCUACUCCUUCUCUUUGGCCUUUGGAGGUCUCAUCUCUUUCUCCAGUUACAACUCCAUUCACAACAACUGCGAGCAGGACGCUGUUCUCAUCUCCAUCAUUAAUGGCUGCACCUCAGUGUACUCCGCGACAGUUAUCUACUCCAUCAUCGGCUUCAGGGCCACGGAAAAAUUUGACGACUGCUCGUCAGACAACAUCUGGAAACUAAUGAAUGCCUUUAACUAUCCUGAAAAUAACAUCACAGAAAACAACUACGAUGAGGUUCUGACGCACCUCAACCAGACAAAUCCAGAUAUCAUUCAAGGAUUGCAAUUACAGACCUGUGACAUGCAGGUUUUCCUGAGUCAGGGUGUGGAGGGAACAGGUCUAGCCUUCAUCGUGUUCACGGAGGCCAUCAUCAAAAUGCCAAUUUCUCCUAUUUGGGCCGUCCUCUUCUUCGUCAUGCUCUUCUGCCUCGGCCUGUCAACUAUGUUUGGGAACAUAGAGGGAGUGGUGGUUCCUUUGCAGGACCUCAAAUUGCUGCCCAAAACUUGGCCCAAAGAAAUUUUAUGUGGUCUGGUUUGCUUAAUCUCCUUAGCUCUUGGGCUCAUCUUUUCCCUGCGCUCUGGAAACUACUGGCUAGCCCUAUUUGACAACUUUGCUGGCUCUAUCCCUCUUCUGGUCAUCGGCUUUUGUGAAAUGUUUGGUGUUAUGUACAUCUAUGGCGUAGAUAGGUUUAACAAGGACAUUGAAUUCAUGAUCGGCCACAAGCCCAAUCUUUUCUGGCAGGUGACAUGGAGGUUUGUCAGCCCACUCAUUAUGGUCUUCAUCUUGAUUUUCUACUUUGUAACCCAAAUCACCAAGAAUCUCACCUAUUUGGUGUGGGACCAGGAGGCGGCGAACUUCCCCACCCUUGAACCACGUCCGUAUCCUUCCUGGAUCUACAUCAUCAUCUUCCUUCUGGCUGGAGUACCCAGUUUAGCCAUCCCAGUGGUCGCCCUCUACAAAUUUAUCCAGAGGAGAUGCUGCAAGCAGAAGGACUACAGUGACAAACAACUGGACACUAUCUCUGCCAAAAUACAAAUGAGUGAAAAAAAGUUUUAGAUGGCUGUUUACAAAAUAUUUUACAACAUAAUGGCUAUGGUCUUGUUUUAUUGUGGUUUGUAUGCAUUAUUCAAGAACAGAAGAGCACACUAGUGACUACUGACUUUUAUCUUAGAAAAGUAGAGGUAAAUUUGAAAAUAUUUUCGUUCUGAAGAAGAGAUUAACUGGUGAUUGUUUUUCAUACGAUUGUGAUAUUAGUUUCUUGCUGUGUCAUAUUUCACAUGUAAGUUAAUGUUGUACAUUAAACGAAUAGUUGGACAUUUUGGGAAAUUAACGAUACCAGUCUUAUGUUUGUGCACUAAAUAUAAAGCCAUAGCCAGCACCGGAUUGGAAAACAGAAAGCCUUGCUAUGUUUAAAAGUAACAAUUUCCCUUUUUCCACUUCUAUUACCAAAAUAAAAUGAUCGCCUGUUUGCUGUAGCUAUUUAUAUUUAGCACAGGUAUGAGAGUGCUAUAAACAUGAUCUAACUCUCUGUUUUAAAAAAAUG